AUGAAUUCACUCCAAGAAGCAAGCACCAUCUACAAGGCCUUCAAGAAAGAAGGCCCGGCGUUUGGAGGAUGGCAGAUGCUGCCUGGGACAAACCACUCUCGAGCGAUUGCGCGUUCAGGCGUCGACUGGGUUUGUGUUGACUGUGAACAUGGUAAUAUCGACGAUGGAGAGAUGCACGAAGCUGUCAUUGCCAUAGCACGCGAGGGUGUCAGUCCCAUUGUUCGUAUCGCUGCCAAUGAGGCUUGGAUGGUCAAACGUGCUCUUGAUGCUGGCGCCCACGGCGUGAUAGUACCCUUGAUUUACACAGUAGAGGAUGCGAAACGUCUCGUGAGUUCCGCAAAAUUCCCGCCCGAAGGCAAUCGAGGCUUUGGGUCGCCAUUCUCGCCUCAUGCGUUCACUGGCGAGGCACUCACCGAGUACCUCACGAACGCCAAUUCCUCACUCCAGACGAUUGUGCAAAUCGAAACAAAGUCAGCCUUUGAGUCUGUUCAGGAGAUUGCUGCAAUCCCUGGCGUCGAUUGCUUGCUCAUCGGACCGUUCGACUUAGGCAACAACCUCGGCCGACCGAUCCUGGGAGAGAUGCAUCAGGAGUUGAAGGAUGCUAUCGAGAAGAUCAAAGAUGCAGCACAUGCAGAAGGCAAGAAAGUAGGCAUCUAUUGCACAGAUGGCCAACAGGCUCAAGGUUAUGCACAGAGGGGAUUCGACUUCAUCAGCGUAUGCACCGAUUUUCCUGCCAUUACUGCGGCGUUCGCAGAUUCUCUUAAGACGGCGAAGGGAGAAUCCACCGGCAACGACAGCGGUCGUGUGAAGGGUUACGAUGGACGGUAG
Messenger RNA from Boeremia exigua, 828 nucleotides. Its product is annotated as Pyruvate/Phosphoenolpyruvate kinase-like domain-containing protein. Gene Ontology annotation, molecular function: aldehyde-lyase activity. Gene Ontology annotation, cellular component: cytoplasm. NCBI's taxonomy places the organism in Eukaryota, Fungi, Ascomycota, Dothideomycetes, Pleosporales, Didymellaceae. The transcript has 4 exons. The coding region runs from base 1 to 828 and encodes 275 amino acids. The record is from RefSeq and is a predicted model, not a curated record.